GCGAUUCCGUCGUCACGGUGCUCGUCGCCCGUUGCACAUUUCAUUUCGGUCCAGUUCGGCCCGGUCCGGUCAGUCAGACCUCAGUGAGUCAGUCAGUCGCGAGUCGCGCUGCCGGUGGUUGUAAGGAUAGUGUGUGUGCAGCACUGCAGCGUGUGUUUAGAAUUUUUGGAGUCGUGCGGAUGCGCUCGCCUUCUUCCCCGUCUCCGCCUGUUCUCCCGGCGCCUUCCAGUCGUUGCCGCCGUCAUCGUCGCAACACGUACUUUUACGAGGACCCGCACGUCACGACGGGCACACGAUGUCGGGGGACGAGCCGUUUCACAGCCUUUUCACAGCGACGGACAGCAUCGACGGUAUCUGGCCCUUCCUGCAAAGCAUCGAUUGGAGGGAUCCAUGGCUAGCUGCGCUAUUGACUUUUCAUAUUGCCGUCACAAUGACCGCGUUAAUGACAAGGAACCAUGCGAAUUUUCAGAUAAUCCUGUUUCUCGUGCUCUUACUCCUGGUUUAUUUCUCAGAAAGUAUUAACGAGGUUGCGGCAACAAACUGGAUGGUAUUUUCUAGACAGCAGUACUUCGAUUCACAAGGCUGGUUUAUAUCCGUCGUUUUCUCCGUGCCCAUUUUAAUGAACUGCAUGAUCAUGGUGGUGAGUAUAUUAGCUAAAUUAGCUUCGAGAUUUGAUUUUGAACGAAUACGCCAGUUGUAAAAAGCCAUAAAUCGCCAGACAAACGGUGAGGCGACGAACGAAAGAACGGUUGCCCGAUCUCGCCAAUCGGACGGUGAGGCGGCAAAUGUGAGAACAGCUGCUCGACCUCGCCAGUCGGACGGCGAGGCAACGAAUGAGAUAACGGCUGCCCGACUGAAACACGAGUGAAGAUCCGAAAAUCUAGUCAUAACACGCGGCGGAACGAGAGUGCAAGACAUAUGUGCUAUUUAAUUUAAGGACAAGAGAGAAUCGCUAGGAUUAUAUUUACGUCGACUUACAGCUAGAUUUCACAGAGCGCUGUGUAUUCUUAGCCAUCGUCGACUUGGUAAUCGUUCUGAACUCGACCGUGAAACGCCGAUUAGCCAGUUUGAUAUUACACGCGAAAACUUGCGCAACAGAAAAGGGAGGGGAAAAUAAAUAGAACAAUACAUCGGUACUAUCGGAACAAUAAUCCACGUCGGAGUUGCCUAGUCAAACUCUCCGUUAGAACGUACCUCCCGACAUCGUGCCGUAUUACACACAACGAUUUUAUGGAAUUAAACCGUUUGAUGCGCGAAACGCAACUGGAUUGAUGAUAGAUAAUCGGCCGUGCUACGAACAAUAACUACGCAGAAGGAGCAUGGCAAUGCGGCAAGCAACGUGCUUGUUCUUGUCUUACCAUUUAAGGCCGACUUCGACCAAACUGUAGUCAUAGCUAUCAUUUUUUUAGCAACUGUAAUUAUAUUAUCUAUUUAUAAUCAGCGACUAAUUGCCUAGCAGAAAAAUAUCCUAUUGUAUUAUGCAAUUAGUAUAGCACCUGUGACCUUUAAUUUUUCUUUUAACGUGAAAUGCAGCGGAAAUGGAAAAAAAAGUUAAUGAUUCUGCUUAUGAACUAAAUUGCAUUUAAUACAUUCAUCAUAAUACCGCCGGAGGCAAUUAAUCGGAGCUUGGUCGAGGUUGCCCAUAAAGAACAUUCCACUAGUUUAUUCACAUUGUUUUGAUAUUCAGACACUGAUCGUGAAAAUCAAAGUGUUCUUAAUAUGUGUAAUUAACGUACUUAUUACAUAAAAUAGCGCAGGCACGUCACUUUUACUGUAAUAGCUCCGCUGUAAAGAGACAUAACGCAUUAAUUAAGGACCCAGAUAACACAAUAACAUCUGUGUGAGUGUGUGUGUAUGCGCGAGGAAAUUUUGCGUGAGUUUUGCAAGUGCAGGUAACAGCCUUCCACGACUACGAGUCGUGCUUCACGAUUUUGACGAAGGAAUAUAGAAUGUCCCAGGGUGUGGUGUGUUGUAUUGUUUUCAAUUGUAUAUUGUAUAUUGAUGUAAAUCAAAGCGCAUUACUUUGCCGCCUUUAUAUUUAAUAUAACGCGUUUAAUCGUUUUAAGAUAAUAAAAGAGUAUUUGUUCAUACAAGUCUCGCGUUUUGCUCUUCUGUCGCAUUCUUCAUUCGCCCUCCUUUCGUAACGCUGACUCGGCAAAUUGCAAAUCUUAUUAAAUGUACUUGAGUGUGUAUGGAUUCGUUUUUAUAUGUUUUCCUACGUAUCAUUACAGAUGACUCAUGCAAACGCGAUACAAAUUUGUUAUCGCUAUACGAAGUACUAUUGGCAUGCUUAAGACAAUCAAUCUUAGACAAUCAUGGUAAUAACUUUCAGUUAUAAUUACAUUUUAUAGACAUCCUGAUCAUGAUUAUUUUUUAAACCCACUUUACGAUUUGAG
Trachymyrmex cornetzi is the source of this 2396-nucleotide messenger RNA. It is a transcript of the gene Tmem18, whose product is annotated as transmembrane protein 18. Gene Ontology annotation, cellular component: nuclear membrane. NCBI's taxonomy places the organism in Eukaryota, Metazoa, Arthropoda, Insecta, Hymenoptera, Formicidae. The transcript is spliced from 5 exons. The record is from RefSeq and is a predicted model, not a curated record.